Messenger RNA from Choloepus didactylus (southern two-toed sloth), 3738 nucleotides. RefSeq names its product cilia and flagella associated protein 92 (putative) (gene CFAP92). The coding region runs from base 213 to 3533 and encodes 1106 amino acids. The transcript is spliced from 16 exons. The record is from RefSeq and is a predicted model, not a curated record. NCBI's taxonomy places the organism in Eukaryota, Metazoa, Chordata, Mammalia, Pilosa, Megalonychidae.
UCAACAAGGCUGAGCGGCGGCACCUGCCGGACUUCCUGCCGGGGUGGGUUGCCCUGCGUUCUCGCAGACUCCUCGUCCGAGCGGCCUUUGUGCGGUUGUGGGGCGCUGACCCCGCGGUCUGAGCCCGGGCUUGCAGCCCAGCGAGCGCGUCGGCUAGCAGGUACCGCCCGGGACCUCGCAGAAGUGCCCAGCCUGGCGGGGCACCCUGUGCUAUGUCGCUGCAGGCCUCGGACUGGGAGGAUGAGGACAGGUUGAGCGUGGGUCCCCUCUCCUCCAUCGCCAGCAUUUACCAGUCAACCAGCGAGUGUGAUGUGGAGGAGUUCCUCAAGGCCAGGGCCACGGCCCAGGAGUCGGAGACAGACUCCAACUACGAGUGCAGCGGCAGCCUUCACUCUUCCAAUGGGCCCUCCAGCACCUUCCACGCCGACGUGCCCCAGGUGGUUCCUUGCAAGUUCAUCAUUUCCUUGGCCAUCCCAGAGAAUGUCGGUCAUAAAGGAAAAUAUACAACUUUGAUUGAAAAAUACAAAAAACAUCCUAAAAUGGAGAAACCUUCUGCGAAGUUUCGCCGUUUCUACCACAUUGAGUACUUCUUCCUGCCUGAUGACCGAGAGCCUAAGCGAGUUGACUUGGUGGUGUUUCCAGCAGUGGCCAAAGUGUUCCUGGAGUCAGGAAUAAAGACGGUGAAGCCGUGGCACGAGGACGACAAAGUCUGGGUGUCGUGGACCCAGACGUUUAACAUCAGCGUGACAAAGGAAUUACUAAAGAAAAUGAAUUUCCACAAAAUAACCUUGAGGCUCUGGGACUCGAAAGAGAAAGUUUCGAGAAAAGUCCGGUAUUAUCGAUUAAAGCCCUCCUGCCAUUUGGAUGAUAUCCAUUCUUUUGAGGAAGUGAGAUAUUUGGUUUUAAACCAGAGAAGACUGUCUGAUGACGUCAAAGCUAACAAUAUCAGAGAGGUGGGGAGCCAAGAGUAUCCACCAGGAAAACAAGAAAAAGCAGAAACAUACUCCAAGUCUUUGCAAGGUUCUCACCAAACAGAGCCUGAAACGUCUCCCAAGAACAGCGAGGAAAAUGAAAAGUCACUCAAAGUGGAUGAUUUUGGCACAGUUCGGAGGAGUAUUUCAAGAGGAACAAAUGUUUCUUUAGGAGGAGUAACCAUGAUGGAGAUAAAGGAAUUAAUUGAGAGAUCAUCCGUUAGCAGCUUAACAAACAUGUUAGAAAAGCAAAAAUCUCAAAGUAAAGGGAGAGAUUUGGAGGUAAAGAGGAGAAGCCAAAAAAGGAGGAAGAAAUCUCGAUUGGAAGAGGAAAGCGACCCCAAGCUGGGAGGCCAGUGGAAGCAGGGCAUCUUCUCCAUCCAGCUGGCAGUGAUGCCACUCCUUGCAGGAUGUCAAAGUGUUGUGAGUCAUGGCAGUGAGAGGUCCGUCAACAUUUUAGAUUGUUUUUUGACUUUAAAAACGGAAGGGCCAAUCAUGAAUGAGGAGCAAAGGCAGCAGUUAAACCCCCUGACCAUAAGGAUCAAGUGUGCCUCCUGCCUUCCGUCACAGCCUGUGCCCUUUCAUGAACUAGAGAGGCUGUGCAUGCCAGUGUACUGCAGAUACCAGUUCCUUGACACUCCGGUUCAUGAGACUGAGGGCCAGGCCCACGGAAGCCACAUCUACUUCCAAGACAUUAAUGUGAUCCUCCUUGGGGCCAUGCACCCCAGCGACCUGAGGGAGUACCUGGAGGGUCCCCCCAUGGUGGUGGAAGUCCACGAUCGCGACCGCAAGUCAGAGGAGUAUUCCCGGAAGCCCACCCUGUUUGGGGAGGACCCCCUGGAUUCCUGCAUCAACCUCCAGGCCCUCAUCUCUCCCAGACAGACAGAGAACAACCCCUUUGAAACCCAGACCAAGACGUGGGAUCCUUACGGGGUGGCCCGGGUCAGCUUUGCCGAGCUCCUUCUCGGCCACACGUACUUGAACCUGUUUGUCCCCAUCCACAACUGCAAGCCCAAUCCCACAGGCCACGCCCAUGACACCAGGAGCAGGAAGGUCGUGGGGUUUCGGGUCCCAACCGACAGCCUCCAGCAUGGCCCAAUGCCCGUCGGCAACUACCUGCAGGCCAACUCCGUCCUCAAGCUGCGAGUGGACAUCGCUGUGCCCCUGAGGGCCGGGGCCGAAGCCCCCGGCCGAGACCUUGGGGGCAGCCAGUUUGGCCGCAUCAUUUUCAUGUUUGACGCCAAGAAGGCCUUCCUCCUGCACAGCCUGCUACAGGACGUCACCACAAUCAAUGCCAAGGCCCUUAAGCUCGAUUGCUACCCUCUCAGGAACAUCCAGCAGAUCUUGUCGGCCUUUAAGAUGCGGGUGAAGGUCCAGGAGCAGCGGGACCUGGAUGUGCUCACCGGCUUCCAUCUGCUGGAUGGGAAGAUCCACCUCUUCAUCCUGGAGGGCUUGGCUGACCAAGGCUUGAGGCAGCUGUGGGAGAGCCACCAAAGCCAAAUUCCCAAAUCGGAAUGCAAGAAAUACAAGGUUCUCUACAACUCCCAGCUCCUAUUCCGUCACCGCCUCUACGCAGACCUGGAGACCAUCCUGUACCACGUGCACCUCUUCAAGCCCUUGUCGUUGCUCAUGAAGCAAGCCAUGCUCUACGUCCGGAACGCGGUGCCGCAGGACGCCUUCCAGGCCCUGAUCAGGCUCCACUGCAUCUGCCAGCAGAGCACCAAGCUGAGGGACGUGGUCACGGGGGAUCUGCUCCCCACCUCUGCCAUGAUCAAGUGCCUGAGCCACGAGUUCGGGAUGCCCAUUUCGCAAGAGGAGCUUUCAGAUGAAAGACUGUUGGCCUUACCGCCUCAGCCCGCCACCAACCUCGAAGAAUUGAGGAGUCGGCAUUCCACCCUCACGUCUGAGAUCCAGGCCCACAAGGAGAAGUACCUGGAGUGGCGGAACACCGUGAUGUCGCAGAGUAAAAAGCCGAACAGCCCGAUCCAGAGAAAUAUCACAGAAGCCUACCAGGUCAGGAAAAAGACUCAAAAACCCAUGGUGAAGAGGAUUAAAAUUUCAGCCCCCGCCACAGAGGCUGUCUACAACUACAGUAUUCAGACCCUGAAUUCCACAGAACUUGCCAAGAAGGAGCUGUACCGAGAGAUGGCCAAGGAGCCAAGGAAGAGAUUCACGUACUCACAAGAAUACCUCUCGGCCAUGGUGGAGCCUCAGGACUCGGAGGCAGAGCAGAAGAAAGCCCAGGAACAAUCUCAGCAGGCCUGGCUCACGGCCAGCAGAUUCCAAGUGCUGGGAACCCAGAGCAGCCUCGAAAGCAACCGCCACCCCAAGCUGCCCCCCAUCAGCCGCAUCGAGGAGCUGAAGGAGAAGUGGAAGGAAAACACACUGUUUGCCAAUGUGCUGGAGCCGGUUUUGGACCGGAAGAGCUGGGGCUGGGCACAGCGCCACGUGGACUUUGAUCUGUACAAGAAGCCACCCACUUUCCUUGAACUGCCCCCUCUGCCAGCACUGAAGCCUGUUACAGGUAGGAAGAUCCUUGAAAGGAGCAGCCCUGUCUCCUGAGCAGCACAGACUGUCCCACCAAAGACGACAGUGCACGCCCUGGGCCCCAGCUGAACAUGCCACCUGCCAGCCUCCACAAGGACCUGUGUGAUCCACCCCCACUGCUUGCUCAUCCCAACCUCCUGAGAGUCCCCUGGGAGGCCCCGUGCCGCCUGACUGUCCCCGCCCCAACCACCUGUUCUCAUUAAACUGCAGCCACACAAGG